Messenger RNA from Lates calcarifer (barramundi perch), 3532 nucleotides. RefSeq names its product RAB9B, member RAS oncogene family (gene rab9b). The record is from RefSeq and is a predicted model, not a curated record. Lineage: Eukaryota; Metazoa; Chordata; Actinopteri; Centropomidae. The transcript is spliced from 2 exons. The coding region runs from base 188 to 799 and encodes 203 amino acids. Gene Ontology annotation, cellular component: lysosome; late endosome; phagocytic vesicle. Gene Ontology annotation, molecular function: GTPase activity; GTP binding. Gene Ontology annotation, biological process: retrograde transport, endosome to Golgi; Rab protein signal transduction.
GCGGUGUGCACGUGCGGCUCCUCGAUGGUCGCGCGCACGUCACGACACUCAAUCUCAGUCAGAUGCAGGGGAGCAGGGCAGACCACGCAACAACAAAUAUUAGGAACAGGGUUAAAUUGACCCUGGUCUGCCACCUGGUGUGGGGGGCUGUAACCCAGUGAGGAGGCCUUUCUGGGUGGGAGGGAACAUGAUGAGCGGGAAGAGCCUGCUGUUGAAGGUGAUCCUGCUGGGGGACGGUGGAGUGGGCAAGUCCUCCUUGAUGAACCGCUAUGUCACAGACCGCUUCGACUCCCAGUCCUUUCACACCAUCGGCGUGGAGUUCCUCAACCGGGACCUGGAGGUGGACGGGCGCCUGGUCACUCUUCAGAUCUGGGACACAGCUGGUCAGGAGCGCUUCAAGUCGCUACGCACGCCCUUCUACCGAGGCGCCGACUGCUGCCUGCUCACUUUCGCUGUGAACGACCUGCAGAGCUUCCAGAACCUCGGCUGCUGGAAGAAGGAGUUCAUGUACUACUCAGACGUUAAAGACCCUGAGCGGUUCCCCUUUGUGGUGCUUGGCAAUAAGGUAGACAUGGAACAGAGGGAGGUGGGGGAGGAGGAGGCGCGGGCGUGGUGUGAAGAGAACGGCUGCUGUCCUUACUUUGAGACCAGUGCUAAGGAUGACACUAAUGUCACAGCUGCUUUCGAGGCAGCUGUCAGAGAGGUUCUGGCUGCUGAGGACCAGAUUGACCACGCACUACUGAGUAGUACUAUCGAUCUCCAUGGCAACCGCAAAACCUCUCGCACGUCUUGCUGCUGAUUGGUCAGGUGUGGAAUCCACCUUGUCUUAAUCUCUGUGGCUGAAACUUGCCUGAGGCAGGUUUGAGAGCCAGUCAGAUAUUAUUUAUGGUACACAUACUGUAGGUACAAGGUACUGAGUACAGUAUAUCCCCUAAAGAUAAUAUGGAUAAGAUACAGCUGCUCUGAGGAGAGCGGUGUCAAGGAUUCAGCUGGUGUCUAGAUUGUUGAAUUAUUGCUCUAACCAAGGUACAGGCACACUGUAACAGGCACACUCAUCCUUUGUACUCUGUCUGCUUUCAGUAGUGUUGCACAAAAACAUUUUUACCCAGCUUCAGCUUUGUCUGCCUAUGCAGGAGUUUUAUCAAACAGUGCUUUCAGAGCAUUUAUUUUAAUCAAAUUAAUUAAAGUUUUAAUUAAUACAGUGGAAGAGAGAACAUACCAGUCCUCUAUUGAAGAGCACACUACCUUUGGCACAGCAGCACAGUUGUUCAUGUAACGGCUCAACUCUCUGUCCAUGAGCUGAUUUUCCAGGGUUUUAGAAGGACUGAAUACAACAUUGCCUUCUCUUUUUAUCAGAUAGGUCAGCAGCUGCUGGAGAGCUAAUGUAUUUUCUGUGCCCGUCGGUGACCACGUUUGAAAUCCAUGCAGAUAUUGCAAUUGAGAACUCCCGACAUCAGUAUGAUGACCAGUAUGAUUUGAGGUACGAGGAAGUUAAACGAUUGCUGCUCUCAAAAAGGAAGAUGACCUUGUUUUUUUGUUCAGUUGGAAGGGAAUUGCAAGCUUUAAUUUUGCAGCUCUGACUGUAAGCAUUGGGUACGUGCUAUUGCGGUGCUCUUAUUCAUUUGAUUAUUAGAUAAAUUACCACUGCACUACUGUGUAGCCGGAGGUAUCAGGUGUUCGAGCCAGGCAUUAUCAGAUAUUUAUUUCCCCUGAUUUAUGUAUAUGGCCCUGUUUACUAUGUAAAGUUCAGUGUUUCCCAAAGUUCAGAAAUAAUACUGCUGUUGUUGAUGAACUGCUGUUUAUUUUUCUGAGAAACACAUUUCCAUCCUUUGUUUUUUUUUUUUUUUUAACAGACAUUAUUGUCUGAUAUUUACAUCAGGCCUCUGUGUUUGAUCAGAGGCUGAUUAAAGUUUGUGUUCCUGAUGUGAAGAUGGGGUUGUAAUUAUUAGAAUUAACAUUAAUUUUCUAAUCAUGGCAUGUUUGUAAUUUUGCGUCUGCCUUCUUGAUUGCGUGGCAGGCCUUAACAUUCCAGUCUUUUAGCUAUUCUGCAGGUCCCCUGUGCUUUACUGAUACAUUACAUAUGCCUCGUGCUGUCAGUCCGGUCACUCUCUAUGUCUCAGCUGAAUGUGAAAUAGCAUGAGCACAAGGAUAUUCCCAUUACCACUAAUGUGUGCAUCACCUCUCCUGUCCUUACAUACAGUAUUUAGUGAAACUUACAGCUGAGUAUUCUGAAAACUUAAUGAGGUUCACUUGUGUUCAUCUAAAUGGUACUUUACUUUUACGUCAGUGUUUUUAAAAAACGGUUUACUUGCCACAGGUGCAUUUGACUUCAUCCCCUUGGUUUUUACUGCUGUUGGCCAGAGGGCAGUGUUGUUUGCCUGUGUGGUUUUAGAAAAUAAUAUGCCUGAUAUUCAUUCAGUGCUUCAAACUAACUGAGUUUAACAUGGUUUAAAUUCAUUCUUAGCAGUAUUUCAGUCGCUGCUUGAACAGUAUUUUAUAUUGUAUCCACUCAAACAACCAAACCUGUUGGAUAAAUAAGAUCAAAUGUUUUCAUCUCCUGAAUGCACAAAGUCAGCAUAGUUCUCAUUAUGGCCCUGUAUUCUCAUACAUUUUUUGGUUGUGUUGAUGGUCCUGUGUAAUGUCUCAGCCUGAGAUCACAUUAUUUUCCUUUCAAGUCAAGAAUUGCACCAUAUUGCAGUCUGCAUGGAGACUAAUGGAAAACAUUACAAGAGCUUCACUGUGAAAGUGAAUCCAACCCAAUCAGGUACUGUCAUAUUUUCUUUAUUACAUGGUUCUUUGUUUUAAUGUAGGCUUAUAAUGAAUAGCUUAUUUAUGUGAUUAUUGUUUUCUGAAUAGUGUUACAGCGUGCGAGAGAAAGGUUAUUAAUUGUGAACUGAGUUGGGCAUUUUAACAAAAUGGAGCUGUUAGCCUACAUCAAUUCAAAGCAAAAAUGAGGGCUGAAAAUGUAUCAUUUCGCAGUGUUAAUCUUUUCUGGAUUUAACAGAAUACCUUGUUUUCUUACUGCACCGUUUCAGUUUUUUUUCCUGUUCAGAUAAUGUAGCCUACCACAGUGUUUACCUGAAGUCUACCAUACCUGAGGGUGAGUGGGAAUUUAUAAGCUGGUAGCAUAACCCCACAGUAUGUUGCUCUUGUUGCUGUCCUUUCUCACUGCAACCCAGCCUAAUGUCAGUAUUUUUUUAAUGUUGCUGUAAUAUUUAUGAAUGUAAAAAGUAAUUUCUUGGGGCUGUCCAUAUUAAUGGCUUAUGUAAAUUGCAAAGGGCAUUCAUUUUAUAAUAAUGUACAAAAUGACAGUGAACGUCUGUUUCACUCUCAGUGCUCAUCCCACGAGUGCGAUUUAAGCUGUGUGAAAGUUAGACUGUUCAUCUUAAUUAUGUGUUGAUCUAAUGGACAACUUCCCUUACUCCUCUUUUUGCACUACGGAGGAUAAGACUGGUUGUGCCAACCUGCUGGCAAAGCGAUGAAUUCUCUCCAGUGCUUGGCUACAAAUAAAACAUGCGACAUACCAAAUGGA